Messenger RNA from Budorcas taxicolor (takin), 1506 nucleotides. RefSeq names its product GDP-Man:Man(3)GlcNAc(2)-PP-Dol alpha-1,2-mannosyltransferase-like. The record is from RefSeq and is a predicted model, not a curated record. Gene Ontology annotation, cellular component: endoplasmic reticulum membrane. Gene Ontology annotation, molecular function: GDP-Man:Man(3)GlcNAc(2)-PP-Dol alpha-1,2-mannosyltransferase activity. Gene Ontology annotation, biological process: protein N-linked glycosylation. Lineage: Eukaryota; Metazoa; Chordata; Mammalia; Artiodactyla; Bovidae.
AUGGCGGCUGCUGAAAAGGGCUGGUGCUUGUGUGAGUUAUUGAGGUUUUUUUUUUCAUUAAUCUUCCCCUGGCUAUUUGUAUGUGGAACUUUGUGUGUGUGUUUACUUAUUAUUGUCCUUUGGAGGCUCCGACUGCUGCUACAGAGAAAGAAAAAAUCAGCGUCAUCUAGCAAAACUGGGACAUAUCAAACGGUGAUUGCAUUUUUCCAUCCAUACUGCAAUGCUGGCGGAGGAGGAGAAAGAGUGUUAUGGUGUGCCUUAAGGGCUCUACAGAAAAAGUAGUAUCCAGAAGCACUUUAUGUUGUUUAUACUGGUGAUGCUGAUGUCAGUGGCCAACAGAUACUGGAAGGCGCAUUCAGAAGAUUUAACAUCAGGUUAACUCGCCCAGUGAAGUUUGUUUUCUUAAGGAAGCGCUACCUUGUGGAAGAUUCACUCUAUCCUCAUUUCACACUGCUGGGCCAAAGUCUGGGAUCCAUUUUUCUGGGCUGGGAAGCUCUAAUGCAGUGUGUUCCCGAUGUUUACAUUGAUUCAAUGGGCUACGCUUUCACGCUUCCUCUGUUUAAGUACCUAGGUGGUUGCCGAGUUGGAAGCUAUGUUCAUUACCCCACCAUCAGCACUGACAUGCUCUCCAUCGUGAAGAAUCAGAAUGUGGGAUUUAACAACGCAGCCUUCAUUACCAGGAAUCCUUUUCUCAGCAAAGUAAAGCUCAUCUACUACUAUUUAUUUGCUUUUAUGUAUGGGCUUGUUGGUUCUUGCAGUGACAUCGUCAUGGUCAAUUCUUCUUGGACACUGAACCAUAUUCUCUCACUGUGGAAGGUUGGGAACUGCACUAAUAUUGUUUAUCCACCUUGUGAUGUGCAAACAUUCUUGGAUCUUCCCUUACAUGAAGAGAAGGCAACCUCAGAACACUUAGUGGUUUCGAUUGGCCAGUUCAGGCCUGAAAAGAACCAUCCUUUGCAGAUCAGAGCCUUUGCUAAAUUGUUGAAUAAGAAGGAGAGUGAAUCUCUUCCUCCACUUAAACUUGUGCUCAUUGGAGGUUGUCGUAACCAAGAUGAUGAACUCAGGGUAAACCAACUGAGAAGGCUUGCUGAGGACCUUGGAGUUCAAGAAGAUGUGGAAUUUAAAAUAAACAUUCCGUUUGAUGAGUUAAAGAAUUACUUGUCUGAAGCAACAGUCGGUCUGCAUACCAUGUGGAACGAGCAUUUUGGGAUUGGAAUUGUUGAGUGUAUGGCAGCCGGCACGAUUGUCCUCGCACACGAUUCGGGGGUCCCGAAGCUCGACAUUGUCGUUCCUCACCACGGCGAGAGGACUGGGUUCCUGGCUGAAAGUGAAGAGGGCUAUGCUGAAACUAUGGCCCAUAUUCUUUCCAUGUCUGCAGAACAGAGGCUCCAAAUCAGAAACAAUGCCCGUGCGUCCGUAAGCAGAUUCUCCGAUCAGGAGUUUGAAGUGGCAUUCCUAUCGUCUGUGGAACGAUUAUUCCAAAAAUGCCACACCUGUACAAAUUAA